CGCUGACACCAACUUCUGCUCGCGAACUCCGUUCUGCCCCUUUUUUGGCCCAGGGCGACCUCGACGGCCCUGACAGCGACAGGCCCGCCGCAGUGCCCAGAAGGGCCCCCUGUGGCCCAGCGCCUCCCCGGCUCUUUCUGGAUGGAGGCGCCUCAGGAAGGAGCUAGCGGCCUGCACUCUCCCGCCGCUGCUGACCACACCUCCCCUAGCGCAGAGGCCGCUGUGAAGAGCAGGAAAUGCUGCACCAGCUGCCCCCCCGGGAUCUUGGUCUGAACGCUAGGAUGGAGCUGGGGGCAGCCACUGAGACCUUCGUGCUGGAGCUUCGGUGUCUUGAAGAUGGGGGCCCAGGGCCUGGCACCCUCUCAGGUGGCAGUGGUGGGGGUGAGAAUCAAGAGGAAGAAGAGGCUCAGGAGAAGAACGGCAGCCCACCACGGCCAACAAGCUCAGCCCCGAUGGGGGCCGGGGAACUCGCUGAGGAAGCACAGCCCGGACAGCAGGAGUUGCAACUGCAACAGUCAGAAUGGCAACGAGAGCUGCAGCCAGAGCAGCAAACACAAAGCCAGCCGUCAGGACAGCAGCUAGAAUUGCAGCAGCAAGAUGGGCAAGGCCAGCUGCCUCAACAAAACAAGGACCUGCAGGGAACACCCCAACCUGUGCCCCCUGGGCAGCUGAGACCACAGCUGCAGCUGAUGCAACGGCAGGAACAAAUACAGGAGCAGCAAGUGCAGGAGCAACAACUGUGGCAGCAACAGCAGAAACUGUUACAAGAGCAGGACCAGUCACAGCAGCAGCAGCACCUGCAGCAGCAGGACCAGUUACAGAAGCAGAAGCAGGAGGAACAGUUACAGCAGCAGCACCUACAGCAGGACCAGUUACAGCAGCAGCAGCAGCAGCAGGAGGAGGAACAGUUACAGCAGCAACAGCAGAACCAGUUGCAGCAGCAGCAGCAACAGUUACAGCAGCAAGAGCAGGGCCAGUUGCAGCAGCUGCAGCAGAAGCAGGAGGAACAGUUACAGCAGCAGCAGCUGCAGCAGCAGCAGGAACUGCUACAGCAGCAGCGACAGGAACAGUUACAGAUGCAGCAGCUGCAGCAGCAGCAGGAACUGUUACAGCAGCAGCAGCUGCUGCACCAGCAACAGUUACAGCAGCAGCAGCUGCUGCACCAGCAACAGUUACAGCAGCAGCAGCUGCAGCAGCAAGAACAGUUGCAAGAGCAGCAGCAGCCCCGUCCACUGGAGCCAGAGGAGGAGGAAGAGGUGGAGCUGGAGCUCAUGCCGGUGGACCUGGGGACGGAGCAGGAACUGGAGCAGCAGCGGCAGGAGCUAGAGCGGCAGCAGGAGCUGGAGAGACAACAGGAACAGCGGCAGCUGCAGCUUAAACUGCAGGAGCAGCUGCAGCAGCUGGAGCAGCAGCUGGAGCAGCAGCAGCAGCUGGAGCAGCAGCAGGAGGUGCAGCUGGAACUGACCCCGGUGGAUCUGGGAGCCCAGCAGCAGGAGGUGCAGCUGGAGCUGACCCCCGUGCAGCCGGAGCUGCAGCUGGAGCUGGUGCCCGCCGCAGGCGGCGGCGGGACUGCGGCCCCGGGCGCUCCAGCCGCGGUCGUGGUGGCCCCCCCGGGCUACGUGGUGCUGCAGGAGCUCGCCACGCACACGGGCGAGCGGCCGCACCGCUGCGGCGAGUGCGGCAAGGGCUUCUCGCAGCACUCCAACCUGGUGACGCACCAGCGCAUCCACACGGGCGAGAAGCCCUACGCCUGCUCCUACUGCGCCAAGCGCUUCAGCGAGAGCUCGGCGCUCGUGCAGCACCAGCGCACGCACACCGGCGAGCGGCCCUACGCCUGCGGCGACUGCGGCAAGCGCUUCAGCGUCUCGUCCAACCUCCUGCGCCACCGGCGCACGCACUCGGGCGAGCGGCCCUACGUGUGCGAGGACUGCGGCGAGGGGAACAGUUACAGCAGCAGCAGCUGCUGCACCAGCAACAGGGUGAAGGUCCAGGUCAUCCCAUUAGACGGGCCUCCUGGAGCAGCAGAGGUGCUGAAGGCAAAGGGGUCCGGGGAUGAUGGGGGAGAUGAGGGCCCACUACAGCAGUAG
Leptonychotes weddellii (Weddell seal) is the source of this 2087-nucleotide messenger RNA. The record is from RefSeq and is a predicted model, not a curated record. NCBI's taxonomy places the organism in Eukaryota, Metazoa, Chordata, Mammalia, Carnivora, Phocidae.